Messenger RNA from Vicugna pacos (alpaca), 690 nucleotides. The record is from RefSeq and is a predicted model, not a curated record. Lineage: Eukaryota; Metazoa; Chordata; Mammalia; Artiodactyla; Camelidae.
CUCUGCCUUCAGGCAUAUCCACCCACGUCCUUGUCCAGGAGCCCGCCUACUGUCCUCGUCAUCUGUGGCCCCGGGAAUAACGGAGGAGAUGGACUGGUCUGUGCUCGACACCUCAAACUCUUUGGCUACCAGCCAACCAUCUAUUACCCUAAAAGACCUAAUAAGCCACUCUUCACUGCACUGGUGACCCAGUGCCAAAAAAUGGACAUCCCUUUCCUUGGUGAAAUGCCUCCAGAGCCCAUGCUGAUUGAUGAACUAUAUGAGCUGGUGGUGGAUGCCAUCUUUGGCUUCAGCUUCAAAGGUGAUGUUCGCGAGCCAUUCCACAGCAUCCUGAGUGUCCUGCAUGGACUCACUGUGCCCAUUGCCAGCAUCGACAUUCCCUCAGGAUGGGAUGUGGAGAAGGGAAACUCUGGAGGCAUCCAGCCAGACUUGCUCAUCUCCUUGACAGCACCCAAAAAGUCUGCAACCCAGUUUACCGGUCGCUACCACUACCUGGGGGGUCGUUUUGUGCCACCUGCUCUAGAAAAGAAGUACCAGCUGAAUCUGCCACCCUACCCUGACACUGAGUGUGUCUACCGUCUGCAGUGAGGGAAGGUGGGUGCGCAUUCUUCCCAAUAAUGACUUAGUGCUUCUCUCCCAGAGAGCUCUUCUGGCAAUAAAGGUUAAGAGAUGACAGGAGUCAGAGAGCAA